Messenger RNA from Hermetia illucens (black soldier fly), 810 nucleotides. RefSeq names its product tigger transposable element-derived protein 6-like. Gene Ontology annotation, molecular function: DNA binding. NCBI's taxonomy places the organism in Eukaryota, Metazoa, Arthropoda, Insecta, Diptera, Stratiomyidae. The record is from RefSeq and is a predicted model, not a curated record. The transcript is spliced from 3 exons. Bases 1 to 810 code for a protein of 269 amino acids. Gene Ontology annotation, cellular component: nucleus.
AUGCAUAACCUGUCAAGCAAGCGAAUUAGAAAUGGUGCAUGUUACGAUGUUGACCGAGCUGUUUCAAUUUGGUUUGAUCAAAUGAGAGCAUCGGGUGCAAUCAUUUCAACAAAUAUGAUUUUGGAAAAAUCAAAACAGUUUGCUGUGACAUUGAAUAAGGAUUUUAAUCCCACUACCGGCUGGCUGUGGCGCUGGCAGAAACGUGAGGGAAUAUCCUUGAAAAAAAUUCAUGGAGAAGCUGCAUCUGCCGAUUCGGGAAGUGCAAAUAAUUUCAUCAACACACUUUUCCCGAAUUUGAUUGAAGGUUACAAAUCAUCAGAUAUAUUUGACGCCGACGAGAGUGAUCGUUUAACUUUGCUUUUCAUAUGUAAUGCCACCGGUGAUUAUAAAAAAGCUAAAUUCAUUUCCGAAUGUGACGCAGCACCAUCUGCAAAAAAUGAGCAGGAGGAUAUCACUGAAACCAUCAGUGACUUAUCAGGGGAUGAAUUCGACAACUACAUCCGUUGUGACGAUAAUUUGGUGUGCUGUGGACAACUUACAGAUGAAGAGAUAGUUAAAGAAAUUUCAUUGGAAAAGGAAGAUAAUGAAGACUACUCCGAUAGUGAUGCAGAGGAUGAAAUUCCUGAUGAAAUUCCUAGUCUUUCGAAUGUGCUAAAUUCCCUAACAACCGUCCGAAAGUUUUUAUUGCCUCAAAAUGAGUUCAUACAGGAGCUGGAAAACAUUGAGGAAUAUGUUUAUAAAAACUAUUUGAAAAAAAUUACUCAGUCGAAAAUUACUGAUUAUUUUAAAGAAACUCCUGCCUCAGAAUGA